AUGACGUUUGAGAGCUUGGAAACUUAUAAUCAUCUCUUGGAAGUCGCAGUUACUUGGGAGCAGUUCAACCACUAUCGGAAUGUGGCCGAGGCUGCCCGGAGUGAACUUGCAGCAACUCUGGUCAAAUUUGAAUCUGCUCAGUCUGAGCUUCGAGAACUGCAAUCCAAGAUGCUUUCCAAAGAAGUUUCCUGUCAAGAGUUGAAAGCUGAAAUGGAGAACUACGGAGAAAACAAUGCCAGAAAAUCGUCUCUCCUCACCUCUUUGAGAGACAGAGUUCAGGAGCUAGAGGAAGAAUCAGCGGCACUCUCCACUUCUAAAAUGAGAACUAAAAUCACAGCUUAGUCUGCAAUCAGGGAGAACCAGGAGUUAAAGAAGAAAGUUGUAGAACUGGACGAGAAAUUGCAAAAAUAUUUAAAGGAAAACAAGGAGAAUGAGGAUCAAGUCUCACAGAAUUGCAGGAAACAUGAGGAAUUUCUGGCUCAACUUCAUGACUGCUUAGAUCCAGGGAAGAAGAAUGAAAAGGCAUCAGAUGAAGAUUUAAUUCUAAAGCUUGGAGAGCUGUGCAAGGAAAACGCAUUCGUGAAAGGACAAAUUGUUACUCUUGAAGAGACUAAAAAUGUCCAUGAGAUGGAGGCAAAAGCUAGCAGAGAAACAAUCAUGAGGCUGGCUUCAGAAGUAAACAGAGAGCAGAAAAAAGCUGCCUUCUGCGUUGAAGAGAAAGAGAAGCUGAACCAGGACUUGCUCAGUGCUGUAGAGGCGAAAGAAGGUCUUGAAAGGGAAGUUAAGAUCCUCCAAGAAAGGCUGCUUGCUGGCCAGCGGGUCUGGGAUGCCUCAAAGCAGGAGCUGGGCCUCUUGAAGAGAAGCUCUAUGGAGUUGGAGAAGCGUUCAAAGGCCAGUGUGGUUGCAGCCACAGCCUCGCAGAGCGAGUACUCCUCAUUUAGGGAGAAAAUUGCAGCCCUCCUGAGGAGCAGCUCGGGCACGCUGAGGCCCACGGAGGAUGCCAUUCUGGAGAGGAUUCGAGAAAUGGGCGGCCGGGAAGAGAGCGGGAAAUGGAUGGUCUCCCAGCUUGAAGCCCAAAUAUCUGAGCUUGUUGAACAGUUGGGAAAUGAGUCUGGGUUUCACCAGAGAGCUCUACAGAGAGCCCAGAAAGCAGAAAACAAGUUGGAGACUCUUCAGGGUCAGCUGACACAUCUGGAGGGAGAGCUGGUCUCUGGAGUUUUGCGAGACAACUUGAAUUUCGAGAAACAAAAAUAUCUUAAAUUUCUGGAUCAGCUUUCAGAGAAGAUGAAGUUGGACCAGACGGUUGCUGAACUUGGCUUUGACGUGCGUCUGGAUGUAGUUUUAGCUCGCACACAGCAGCUGGUCCGCCUCGAGAGCAGCGCAGUCAUUGAAAACAAGACGGUUGCCUGCAGUUUACAGUGAAAGCUAAAGACUCAGAAAGAAAGACUUGAGGGCAAAGAGCUGCACGUGAACCUCCUCCGGCAAAAAAUAGCCCAGCUGGAGGAGGUGAAGCAGGUGCAUUCGGCAUCGGCUGUGGAGAGGGACGAGGGCAAUGUCACCAUCAGGAAGUUGCAGAAGAAGGUGGAGAGGCUGCAGAAGGAGCUGAGUGUGUGUGGAGAAUUGAACACUGAGCUCAGAGCCAAACUGGCUGACACCAAUGAGCUUAAGAUUAAAACUUUGGAACAGACCAAAGCCAUUGAAGACCUAAAUAAAUCCAGAGACAAACUAGAAAAGAUGAAGGAGAAAGCUGAGAGAAAGCUACUGUCUGUCAAAUCAGAAUUGGAGACUACAGAGCAUGGGGCUAAGGAGAGUAAAGCGAGGGCCAGGAACAUGCUAGAAGUGGUAACCAGUGAAAUGAAGACAUUAAAAAAAUCUCUGGAAGAAGCAGAAGAGAGAGAAAAGCAGCUGGUGGACUUCAGGGAGGUGGUUUCUCAAGUGCUGGGCUUGAACAUGACCAGUCUCGCUCUUCCUGACUAUGUCAUCAAAUGUCUUGAAAGACUGAUACAUUCACAUCAGCAUCACUUUGUCACCUGUGCCUGCCUCAAAGAUGUGACCACAAGGGAAGAUGGACACCCACAAGGCCACUUACAGCUUCUUCAUUGA
This is a messenger RNA of Lipotes vexillifer (Yangtze River dolphin), 2103 nucleotides long. It is a transcript of the gene CCDC170, whose product is annotated as coiled-coil domain containing 170. Gene Ontology annotation, molecular function: microtubule binding. Lineage: Eukaryota; Metazoa; Chordata; Mammalia; Artiodactyla; Lipotidae. The record is from RefSeq and is a predicted model, not a curated record. Gene Ontology annotation, cellular component: Golgi apparatus. Gene Ontology annotation, biological process: microtubule cytoskeleton organization.